Messenger RNA from Anguilla anguilla (European eel), 1641 nucleotides. Its product is annotated as actin, alpha cardiac muscle. Lineage: Eukaryota; Metazoa; Chordata; Actinopteri; Anguilliformes; Anguillidae. The transcript is spliced from 7 exons. Bases 115 to 1248 code for a protein of 377 amino acids. The record is from RefSeq and is a predicted model, not a curated record.
GUGAAUAUAUAAGGUUCAGGGUGGUCCGUUUCGCAUUGUAGCUGGAACCCGCAGCGGUUGCGUUCUGCACUCUGAGCUUCUUCCAAGGCAGGCACCACCAAAGAACCCACCAAGAUGUGCGACGACGACGAGACCACCGCUUUGGUGUGCGACAAUGGCUCAGGCCUGGUGAAGGCUGGCUUCGCCGGCGAUGACGCACCCAGGGCUGUCUUCCCCUCCAUUGUCGGUCGCCCUCGUCACCAGGGUGUGAUGGUGGGUAUGGGUCAGAAGGACUCCUACGUAGGAGAUGAAGCUCAGAGCAAGAGGGGUAUCCUCACUCUGAAGUACCCCAUUGAACACGGUAUCAUUACCAACUGGGACGAUAUGGAGAAAAUCUGGCACCACACCUUCUACAAUGAGCUACGUGUGGCCCCAGAGGAGCACCCUACACUGCUCACAGAGGCCCCACUGAACCCCAAGGCUAACCGUGAAAAGAUGACCCAGAUCAUGUUUGAAACUUUCAACGUGCCAGCUAUGUAUGUAGCCAUCCAGGCUGUGCUGUCCCUGUACGCCUCUGGUCGUACCACUGGUAUUGUGUUGGACUCUGGUGAUGGUGUCACCCAUAAUGUCCCCAUCUAUGAGGGUUACGCUCUGCCCCACGCCAUAAUGCGCCUGGAUUUGGCCGGUCGCGAUCUGACUGAUUACCUCAUGAAGAUCCUGACCGAGCGUGGUUAUUCUUUCGUCACAACCGCCGAGCGUGAGAUCGUGCGUGACAUCAAGGAGAAGCUGUGCUAUGUGGCUCUGGACUUCGAAAAUGAAAUGGCCACCGCUGCCUCUUCCUCUUCCCUGGAGAAGAGCUACGAGUUGCCUGACGGCCAGGUCAUCACCAUCGGUAACGAACGUUUCCGUUGCCCAGAGACCCUCUUCCAGCCUUCCUUUAUUGGUAUGGAGUCUGCUGGUAUUCACGAGACCGCCUACAACAGCAUCAUGAAGUGCGACAUUGACAUCAGGAAGGACCUUUACGCCAACAACGUCUUGUCUGGUGGUACCACCAUGUACCCUGGUAUUGCUGACCGUAUGCAGAAGGAGAUCACUGCUCUGGCCCCCAGCACAAUGAAAAUCAAGAUCAUUGCCCCACCAGAGCGUAAGUACUCUGUAUGGAUCGGUGGCUCCAUCCUGGCUUCCCUGUCCACCUUCCAGCAGAUGUGGAUCAGUAAGCAGGAAUAUGAUGAGGCAGGCCCCAGCAUUGUCCACCGCAAAUGCUUCUAAACCAAUCGCCAUCGCCUGCAUCUUGCUCAGGAACCAAGCUGUAGCAGACCGCAUCGUUGUCAUGGAACAGCUCUGUACAAAUAUCAUUUUGUAACAAUGUGUUGUUACUUUAUGAAAAUGCUGCAAAACAACAUGAAAACUGCAUCAAAGAGAAGAAUGAGAAAAUGGCAUGUUAUUCAACAUGUGAAUGUAAAAUGUACAUAAAUAUUAAUUUAUUGAAGUCCAUCAUUGGGUAUUUUGAGAACAGUCUGCUUUAUAGGAAAACAGAUCGGGCAGAGGGUGACCACAGUGUCAUUUCCUCUGUUUACCCAAAAUCGGCUCGGAAAUGCAUCAGUCUUGCCGAAGACAACACAAUGACAUCAGGGGAAAUAAAAUUUUUCAACUAUUUUCAAA